Molecule: messenger RNA, 414 nt
Organism: Brachypodium distachyon (stiff brome)
Lineage: Eukaryota; Viridiplantae; Streptophyta; Magnoliopsida; Poales; Poaceae
Exons: 2
Coding region: 1-414 (137 amino acids)
Source: RefSeq, a predicted model, not a curated record
AUGGCUUCGACAGAGAAAACCACCACGCUGAGCCUGAAGCUGCUGGUGGACAGCAAGGCGCAGCGCGUGCUGUAUGCGGAGGCCGGCAAGGACGUGGUGGACUUCCUCUUCUCCCUCCUCACCCUCCCCGUCGGCACCGUCGUCAAGCUCCUCACGGCAGACUCCAUGGUCGGCUGCGUCGGCAACCUCUACGGCAGCGUCGACAAGCUCGACACCAUCUACAUCUGCCGCAAAGACGCCAAGAAAUCCCUGCUCACGCCUGCCGCUGGUCGCCAUCAGCCGGGGGCCGAUAAGCUGCUGCAGCUACCCGCUGCUGAGGCCGGACAUUUCUUCAGCUGUGGUUGUGGUAUCUACUUUAACUGCUGCUACAAUGUAACCAAGUCUUUCUCUGCACUUGCUGGUAACGUGCUAUGA